CCGCCCCGCCCCCGUGCAGGCAGCCAUUCCCCUACAUCCGGGUACCUACUCCAGCCCCACAGACUGGCACUAUGGUCAUGGCGGAGGGGACGGCAGUGCUGAGGCGGAACAGACCGGGCACCAAGGCACAGGAUUUCUAUAAUUGGCCUGAUGAAUCCUUUGAUGAAAUGGACAGUACACUGGCUGUUCAGCAGUAUAUUCAACAAAACAUAAGGGCAGAUUGCUCCAAUAUUGACAAAAUCCUUGAACCACCUGAAGGCCAAGAUGAAGGUGUGUGGAAGUAUGAACAUUUAAGGCAGUUCUGUCUUGAGCUAAACGGACUUGCUGUCAAACUUCAGAGUGAGUGCCAUCCAGAUACAUGUACUCAGAUGACAGCAACUGAACAAUGGAUUUUUCUUUGUGCAGCUCAUAAAACUCCAAAAGAGUGUCCUGCUAUAGACUACACUAGGCACACGCUUGAUGGUGCUGCCUGUCUUCUGAAUAGCAAUAAAUAUUUUCCCAGCAGGGUUAGCAUAAAAGAGUCAUCUGUAGCAAAACUAGGAUCAGUGUGCCGUAGGAUUUAUAGAAUAUUUUCACAUGCUUAUUUUCAUCACCGGCAGAUAUUUGAUGAAUAUGAAAAUGAGACAUUUUUGUGUCAUCGGUUUACUAAAUUUGUGAUGAAAUAUAAUUUGAUGUCCAAGGAUAACCUGAUUGUACCAAUUUUAGAAGACGAAGUACAGAAUUCAGUUUCUGGAGAAAGUGAAGCUUGAAAGGAAUCACAGGAAAAUGUACUGGACACAUAAUUAACAUUAAUUAUGUACUGUAUAUAUAUCAUUUUAGACACAUCAAUCAUGUAUCCAUAUUAUAGCUUCUUUGUUUAGUAUAGGUUUUUGUAUGCUGUGUGUUGCCUUUUAAAAUGGGAAAUACUUUUUAAGUUAUUCAUGAGCUGUGUAUUCACUGGUGUGGCACUCAUGGUUUUUAAAUAAGAUUAGUAUUAUCUGUUUAUAAUGCCUGUUAAUAAAAGGAUUUACAGUUUGGUAAAAUUGCUGCUAAACAAUCAUUGGAUCACAAUCCUUAUCAGAUAAACCCAUCUAUAAAAGAUGAGUGAGCUUGAGGUUUCGCACAAGCCAUUUACUAAAGAAGUAGUAACAUUUCCUUUGGUUUCACCCUAGUUUAGAUAUCCUAGAAAAUUCCGUAGUACAUACAUAGUUCAGUCUUAACCGUUAAUUUUUCAGAAAUGACAAAAAUAUUUUAAAGUUCUGUUUAUAUUUUUUGAUAUGCAUAUAUGAUUGUGUAUAUCCAAAUAUUAAAAUGCAAAUGAAAUCGUAGUUAAAUAAUCUUAAUAUGCUACAUAAAGCAUAUUCUUGGCCAGCAUAAUUGGAAAGGAUUUACCUUUCUUCAGUAGUGGACUGUUACAUAAAAGAUGAUGAUAAGGGACAUAGAUGAUGUUCUUACCAAAAAACCCACCUGGCCCGCCCCUUCUCCUCAACUCCCUUAACCCUCUUCCUGAACUGCAUUAGCUUAGAAGCUCUUCACCAAACUGUUAUUUAGUGGUGGCUUAUACAUAUUUAUGUUUGUAUUAAUUGCUUACAGAUUAUACCUCAUUUUAGCAAUUACAGUACACUACAAGAAAAAUGUAUUGACACAGGCUUUUACCUUUGUUUCGCUUGAUUGUUCUAACUACUUGGAAAACAGUCUUUAAGAUAGUUUAACUCCUCCUGUUAGUAAUAUUAAUCUUUUCAUCUAUCUGGGCAGCAUUUAUAUAGAGUGGAAAAACUAUUGUAGUAUUUAUUUUGUAUCCCCUGCCCACGAUUUGUGUUUGAAUUAUAUGCACAUUUUUGUGUCCUCAGUGAUUUGCAGUAAUUCAUAGGUUCCAAGUGUAUUGAUGAAUGGUCAUAUAUUUUUUGGACUUUGUUAAAAUUCAGUGUCUUCAGAAGGAUUCAACUGCAGAUUUAACAAUCUAAUUAUUGAAUGCAGUUUUUAACAAAGCACUGGAGGUCUUAUUGCCAAAUUGAUUUUAACGAGGUACUAAGAAUGAAAAAAUUGUACAUAUAGUGAAGAAAAUAUUGAAAUCCAUCUCUUGAACGGAUUUAACAGACGUGGGAAACUUUCAUUUAAAAUGGUAAUGUUGAAAUGAAGAUGAAAUGUAUUCAUCUUCAUUUUUUUUUCCAAAUUUGAGGAAAUAAUUUAUGCAAUAUUAUGAGACAAGUGUGUACAGCAAAAAUGUGGGAAGUAGCAUACGGGGAGUGUAUAUAGAGUUUAUGCCUUUCCAAGCCUGCCUGUGUAUUUGGCUUUGAGCAGUGCUGUCCCAGAAUACAGUCAUUAUUGAGUCCCAAUCCACAGCUAUCUUCUAAGAAGUUUUAUGUUCACAGUGAAAGAGUGUUGAUUUUGAAAUGAUGCAUUUAUAAGCCAAUGGGAUAGUAAUUUUUAAAUGCACUUGCUAAAUAUUGAGAGACUAAAUUACUAAGUUAAUAAAUUAUAUAUGGCAAUGGAGCUGCUUGCUCCAGGUGUCUCACAGUGAAUUUCUAUUGCUUGACUAUUGAUGAAGAUUUGAACUAAGGCAGGGACUAGGGUUGGUGAUCUAGCUUAGUAUUUUGAAACACAUUUUGAAUAAUAUGGCUUGGUGUUAAUGGGGAAAUAAAAUAUGAUUUUUUUGUCCUACUCAUUCCAUCUACCCUAUACUGUAUGUUUGGAAUUGAUCAUAAAAAAAAUUCCCCAAAAGAAAACAUCACUUUGUAGUCUUGCUUUUGUGUUCAUAUUGACAUCUCAUUCAUGUUUAUUACACUGAGGUUGAUUCAUUAUACUAGGUAAGACUUAAAUGAAACAGUUGCUGUCUUUCCUUAAUGCUGUUUACAGAAUUUUGAAAAUGUAUCUGCACGUACCUAAGAGGUAUUACAUAAAUUAGUGAGCCUGGAAAACCAUUGAUUUAUAAAGUAGGUGUUCUAAAAAGGGGAAAUAUGAUAGAGAAGUUAGGCUCUACUUUUGUUGGCUGAAAUUAUCCUCUAUAAAUCCGAAAGUUAAAAUUAAUUAUUUUCUUUCCAUAAAAUUAUUUUGACCACAGAGUCAACUCUUUUAUCAUAUCAGGGAAAUGGCUAACUUUUGCUAAUUUAUGUUUCCAUAAGUAACUGUAGUUCUUUUUUGUAUAUAGAUUUUGUUUACUCUGACUUGAAAUGUUAGUUUGCAUUUCUGCAUCAGUUUUUCAGUUAAAUUCUUAAUGACUUAACAGUUUUUAAUAUCAGAAUAAAAUUAAAAAAGUCAUGGUUACAUUGUAGUAAGGCCUGUGUCAUGGUUACAGAUACAUUUACCGACUGACUCUAAUAGAAGAACCAAUUAUUUUUUCCCUUGGAUACUUUGUCCUACUCUGUAUAUGAUGACUUCCCCCCCCCCAAAGGGCUUCCUAUAAUUUAAUUAGAGCAGUUAAAUUCUAAAUUUUAUGUAAUUUAUUUUGUGAAUACAUCUUGAAUGUGCUAAAGGUUUCUUAGUGUAGUUCUGCCAUGCUAUGAUACUGUUUUUGUGGAAAUAGUUAAUUUCUUGAAUGCAACUAAUUAGUAACUAAGCAAGACAGUACGGAUGUAUUGGUACAACAUAUGCAGCAGUUUCAGAUGAUCAAAACAUGAAAACCCAUUGCCUCCGAGUCAGUUCCGACUCAUAGCAACAUUACAGGACAGUGUAGACCUGCCCCAUAGCAUAGGGUUUCCAAGGCUGUAAUCUUCACAGAAGCAGACUGCUACAUCUCCUGCAGAGUGGCUGGUGGGUUCAAACUGCCAAGCUUUUGGCUAGCAGCCCAGUGCUUAACCACUGCGACACCAGGGCUCCUUCCAUGCAUGAUUAGUAGGUUAUAUUAUAAAAUCAAAACUACCAAGUGAAUCCACUGGAGAGAGUUGUACCACCCAUCUAACAAAUGAGGAGUGUCACUCUUAAAAUUGGGGAUGCCUGGGUAGGUUAUGUGGGGCUGGGAAUCUAAAGUACUCCAUUUGUGUGAUUUUUCUGCUGUUUCUUUUUGUAGCACAAAAAACUUCAUAUCAAGUAUGAGAAACAUAAUUAAGCAAAGAGAAUAGUAAAUUUUCAUAAUCACCUAGAUUUCUAAAAUGAUAUGUCAGUUAUGUUUCUAAUAUUAAUUUCAGGAUUAAUUGUGAUGUUGACAUUCAAAACUAGUAAGAUAUUGAUUCAGUUUUUAGUGAAAUCAGGAUUUUAUCCUCAUCUGGGUUUCUGAUACAGACCUUGGUAGGGGCAGUUUAUAAUUCCACAAAGAGUGUGUUUACCACUUCAUUUCUGGUGGGAAGACCACAUAUGAGCCACCUGUAUUUUAUAUAACAAUUAGAAAUCUUCACUUAAAAAUUAUAGUUUAUGUUACAGAUCAUAGGAUCAUCUCUGCCUUUUUUGAUGCAAUAUCAAAAGAACAUGCUCUUUCAAUGUGAUUAUUUUAUGUAGAAGAAUUUUUUAUAUCUCUUCAGGUAUUUGCUGAUUUUUAAAUACUUUUUUUCUUAGUGUCUGGAAGAGAAUGCUAGUUGUUUUUUAAAAAAUGCUUUAUUCCUUAUUCUGAAAGUAACAGGUUAAAUCAAGUAGGAAUGAUAGGAUUCUGUCCUUGUACUUUCUCCUCACCUCCGUUAGAGAUGUGUUGAAGGGAGUAGCCAGAGGAAUAAGAAGACCCCAGAUGUGAGGAAAUCGGUAUACACAUUCUACACUAGUGAAGGAGAUACCCUCCUCACCCAGUUCCCCUCACUGAAUAGGAACCCUUUGAAUUUUGUGAGUAAAUCCCUACUUGUUUGUUGUUAGGUGCUGUGGAAUCAGUUCCAACUCACAGCAGACUUAUUACAACAGAAUGAAACUCUGCCUGGUCCCGCACCGCCCUCACAAUCGCUAUGCUGGAGCCCAUUGUUGCUGCCACUGUGUUAGUCCAUCUCUUUGAGGGUCUUUCACUUUUUCACUGAUCCUCUGCUUUACCAAGCAUGAUGGCCUUCUCUAGGGACUGAUCCCUCUUGAUAACAUGUCCAAAGUAUGUGUGAGAUGAAGUCUCACCAUCCUUGCCUCUAAGGAACAUUCUGGUAGUACUUCUUCCAAGACAGAUUUGUUCAUUCUGGCAGUCCAUGGUAUAUUCAACAUUCUACGCAUUCAUUCUUCUUUGAUCUUCCUUAUUCAUUGUCCAGCUUUCGUAUGUAUAUGAGGCAAUUGAAAAUACCAUGGCUUGGGCCAGGGGCACAUUAGUCCUACCCUAAAAAAAAAAAAAAGUCAUCAUGUUUUUAAAACUAUUGUGUAUAAUAAGAGAAAUGCUUGCCUUGAUUUGAGUAAUGUAUUAAACCCUUUUGAAUAUUUGGUGCUUUUGGUUUUAAAUGUGUUUUGACAAAUGGAGAUCUUGGCCCUCUCCCCACCCAGCAUUCUGCUUGUUGAGAUCCCAUGUUAGUGACUGUAUUCCUUUCCUAUGGCUGUUGUAACAAAUUACUACAAACAGUGGCUUAACAACACACAUUUAUUCUCUUGCAGUUCUGGGCCAAAAAUCCAAAAUCAAUUUUAAUAAAAUCAAGGUAUCUGUAGGGCUAGUUUUCUUCAGGAGGAUCUAGGAGAGAAUGUCCAUUGCCUCUUCCAGUUACCAGCAUUCCUUCAAUCUCCAUUCCUCCCAUCUCUGCUUCUGUCAUCACUGUGCCUUCUCUUCUCUUAUAUCUCCCCCUUCCUCUCUUACAAGGACACUUGUGAUUGCAUCUUUGGGCCCACCAGAGUAAUCCAGGAUACUCUCUUACCUCAAGAUCCCUAACCAUAUCUGCAAAGUCCCUUUGCCAUAAAAAGUAACAUAUUCAUAGGCUACUUUAGGAUUAGGAAUUAGGAUAGGGACAUUUUAGGGGCCAUUAUUCUGCCUGCAAUAGCAGUCCUCUCAAAUUCAUGCUGUUAAUCUCAAAACUCCAUGCUACUGAUUUAAUUUUUACUUUGAUAGUGGUUGAUCCUUUUUACUUCCUGUGUGCCGUGGUGCUUUUUAUUUCCUACAUAAUGAUGCACUUCUUUAUGCCGCCCAAUCACAUGUGCUUCAUUUAAGUCUUGGGUUGAAAAAGUGGAACUUGAGAUCGUUCUCUGCAGAUUACCAUUUUCUACCUCAUCCUUGAAUUGAUCUGUUGAUAACUAAAUUUUUGGUAUGAUUAUCCAGCCAGUUAAUGAAUAAUUCUGAUAAUUUUGUUCAGAGACCUGUUCAGAGUAGGAGAGAUGAAAAAAAAAUGGGGUGGAAGAAUGUUUUCCAUUCCCCCCCCCCCCGCUUUGUACAUGAAAAAAUAAAGGGAAAGUUGAAAACUAUAGAUUCCUGGAGGCAGUACAGAUACCUGAAUACAGCCUUAUGCCUUUAUGGCAUCACUCUUGAAUCACUUGAGUUUGCUUUAUUUUGGGAACUAAACCUAAAGCAAUAGUUGGCCCAACUGAAAGGGCUCAGUUGUGCUGUUAUUUAGCAAGUCCUAAAGAGAGGGUAAUAAAACAUAUUUAGGGCUGGAAAAAGAAACUUAGAGAUCAUUGAGUUGAGCUUCCCUCUUCUGUUCUCUUGUUUUACAAGUUGUAAAAUAAACCCAACAACAAUAAUACCAAGACCACAGAAAUUAAAUGAUUGUCCAGGAUUCCCACAGUUAGAUAGUGACAAUGUUGAGGCCUCAACUUCAAAUCUCUGAGAGAUGUGAAAGUUAAUACAGAGGAGAUGAAGAAGAGUUCAUCUGAUGUGACCUGGGAAACUAGCAUCCUUUCUAUAUGAAUAUGAUUUCUUGAUAGUAUGAGUGCUAUAAAGACACACCAUGAGGAAAUUUCAAUUCUCAAAACAUCCAAGUUGCAUUUUAACCAGAUCCUGUGAUUCCAAUGGUAAAUGAUGAGAUUUUUCCAGUUGGACCCAAAAAUGUUUAUUGUAGCCAGGGUUUAACAUUGCAGUCAUUGUCUCAGUCCCUGGGAGUAGGUUAGCAUUUGGGAGUUGUAUGAAACCUUUUUAGCUAUUAGAGUAUUUGGGAUAUCAAUGCAUAGUACGCGACAUAGUAGGGAUUUUCAGAGACUUCCAAAAACUCUUGACUUAACUCCAGGGUGUAUCUUGAUCACUGCUGUGAUUUUGGCUGAUUAUAAACAGCGCUUUCUCCUGCUUACGAUUCUAUAUUAAAAAUAGGCAAGUCAUCAACUGGCUAAAAUCCCAUCUGCCCUUAGUUUUCACUAGCUAAUUUACAAGUAUGCCAGAAACUUCACGAUGUACCCAUUCUUCCCCAGGGCUUCCUAUAUAGCCUAGAACUAGCCUUGGGGAUUUCUCAAGUUGGACCUAAUGUCCUUUGAGUUAGAAUUUCACACUGCAAUAAUUAUCACUUUGAGUCUUGCCUUCUGUUUAUGCAUCAAGUGAUUUAAUGUAUGAAAUUUCACAUCAUCACUCUGAGAAAAUUCAGUCUAUGAUAAUCUAGGCCUAGAUGAGUGAAUAAACUGAGAAGUUACAAACCACUAAUGCAGAUAACAUUUCAAGAAUGGCUUCUCUUAAGACGUUUCCCUGAUAAGAAUACAUUCGUAUCUGUCUAGUUAGGUAAGUGAAUGAAGCAUUUUGAAGACUGUAUUUAUGAUCUUGGAAAUGAAUCAGGAAAUAAGUUUUAGAUAAGCUUUGUAAACAGAGCACAGCUUCCUACAAGCUAAAAGUGAGACUACUGGGGAAGAAAGAAAACAUGUUUGCGUAAAUUAUAUAGGGCUGCCCUAAUGAAAUACCACUAAGUGAACGCUUUAAAGAGCAGGAAUUUAUUCCCUCACAGCUCUGGAGGCUGGAAGUCCCAGUUCAGGGUGUCAGCUCUAGUGGAAGGUCCUUCUUUGUCUCUUUCAGCCUCUAGUAGCUGCUGGCAAUCCUUAGCAUUCCUGAGUUUGUAGAUGCAUCUGCCUCCAUCCUCCCAUGGCCUCUCCCACUGUAUGUCUGUCUCUCUGUGUCUGUACUCCCCCUUAUAAGAUACCACAUGAGAGAUUAAGGAGCUCUGGUGGUGCCACAGUUAAGCACUUGGCUGCUAAACAAAAAGUUGGCAGUUUGAACCCACCCAGCAGCUCUGCAGGAGAAAGACCUGGCCAUCUGCUCCUGUAAAGAUUUCAGUCUAGAAAACCCUAUGGGGCAAUUCCGCUCUGCCACGUGGGAUCAGUAUGAGUCCAAAUGGACUCUACAACACCUACAACAACAGAAGAGAUUAAAUAUAGUACAAGUUCUGUGACCUCGUUAACAUAACAUAAAAAAACCCCUGUUUGCAAACAGAAUCACGUUCACAGGUACAGGGGUUAGGGCUUAUAUAUAUUUUGGGGGGACACAAUUCAAUCCAUAAUAACGUUUGUGACUUCAAAAGCAAAGGAAUUGGUUACGAAAAAGUGCAUUUGCAAGUAUGGGCUUUCAAUUUCUCCCAAGUAACUUUGGAAUAUCUUGCAAUUUAUACUUUUUCAAUUCUAUAUUUUAUUGUUACUUUGUGAAAAUUCUGUGUCUAUAAAGUAUUUUCACUGAGUAGCAUAAAAGUUGAGUUUAUAAUAAUGGCUUAUGUUAAUGUCUAUCAUGGCUUGCUGGAGACAAUAAAUCUUGGCAACAUCCUCUUUUUGUUUUAAUUGUAUGAUUCCAUUUAUACGAAAUGUCCUGAAUAAGCAAAUCCAUAAAGACUAAAAGUAUCUUGGUGGUUACCAGGGUCUGGGGUAGCCGGAAAUGGGGACUGACAGCUAAUGGGUACAGGGUUUCUUUUUGGGGGUGAUGAAAAUGUUCUGGGAAUAGAUAGUGGUGAUGUUUACGCAAAUUUGUGAAUAUACUAAAAACCACUGAAUGGUUUUGAGUGCACUUUAGAAGGGUGAAUUUUAUGGUAUAUGAAUUAUAUCUCAAUUUUUAAUAUACAAAAGAAACAUUGAUGCCUGGUCUCUAUUCCGAGCAAUUCAAUCCAAAUACCUGGGGGUGAGGCUUGGGCAUCUGAAUGUUUUAAGGCUCUCUGGUGAUUUAAAAAAAAAAAAUUAUUUUGUUGUUGUUGAGAAUAUACACAGCAGAUCAUACACCAGUUAAAGUUUCUACAUGUACCAUUUAGUGAUACUGAUUACAUUCUUCAAGUUGUGCAACCUCUCUCACCCUGUAGUUCCGAGCUGUUCCUCCCCUAUUAACACAAAUUGACUGCCCCCUAAGGUUCUUAACUAAUCUUUUGAGUUGCUGUUGUCAAUUUGAUCCCAUACAGAUAGAUCUUAAAAGAGCAUAAUGUUCAAGACAGACUUUUUUUUUUUUUUAACUGAUUAAACUAUUGGUUGGCUUUAAGAAGAAUUCAGGGAAUAUUUUUGGUUUAAGGUUUAAAGAUUAUCUUAGGACAAUAGUUUCAGGGGUUCAACCUUCAUGGCUCUAGGAAGUCUGAAGUCCAUGAGAAUCUGAAAUUCUGCAUUUUCCCCCUUUUGAUCAGGAUCCCUCCAUGGACUCUUUGAUCAAAAGGUUUGGUAAAGAUAGCCAGAAACCAUCCAAUUCUUUUGGUCUCAACGCAAAGGAAACAGUUUCAACAACUUAAAACACCCUUUUUGCUUAUUCACAUUAACAAGAAGCUUUUUUCUUAGCCAUAUUCACAGCAACCCAUCCAUUUAGCAAUCAAUGAAGAUUUCCCUUUAAUACUGCAUAUAUUUUUAGUUCCCUCUUUUUAACAUGUUGAUGUAGUUAAAUAUGUUCUUUUUAUAACAGGACCUAAGUAACUCCAAUGAUUUGGAGGAAUCAGGACAGGGAUUUUUCAAGCAUUGCUUAGGGCAGGGAAGACAUAGUGUGGUACAUGGCAAAAUGAGCUUGUUCAAGGUUGGUAAGGCGGUUAUGGAAGGAAUGAAUGGGGUUCCCUAUUUCUAAAUAGAAUGCCAAAUUUAGGGCAAAGGUGGAGACUUUGUUAUUUUAAUUAAAUUCCAGCUCCCAGGUAUAGAAUGGAGAAAUGACUGUGGAAAGAACCCAUCAGUUUAGGAUGGAAAGCUCAGAUUUAGCAGGAUAAUCGCAAGUAGAAUGUGACCAUAUUGAUUUGUAUCAUUUCUAAGGCAUUCGGAGAGACCACAGUCUGUGAAGUGGGGUAUUAAGUGUCAUGAAGAGGGCCUCUCAAGUGAGCCUUAGUGGCUGUUAAAGCCCUCCAAAACCUAGAGGUUACUUUCACUGUCAGCCUUCACACUCGACUGAUGCGCAAGUGAAGAUUCUAGGGCUUGUCAGUACCCUAGAGCUCAUUAUAUACCAGUUGCUGACAAGUCGAUGCUCUUUCAUGGCAACCCCAUGUGUGUCAGAGUAGAACUGUGCUCCAGAAAACAACGGCUAAUUUUUUUGGAAGUAGGUUGCCAGGCCUUUCUUUGAGGCAACUCUGGGUGACUUGAACCUCCAACCUUUCAGUUAGCAGCCAAACGCUUAACUGUUUGCACCCCGCCCCCCGGCACUCCAGAGCUUAUAUACAAACUCAGAAAUAAAAAUCGUUACUCAAGUAGGAUCAGAAUGGAGCAUGAAAAAUGACCAAGAUGGGUGGCCCGGAAAUGAAGUGGUGACAGUGAAAGGGAGGCCAUAUGGAGGGCGACUGUCAGGGUACAAUUCUCUUGAUGCAAAUGCUCUCUCCACCUACAGGAGAGUUUUCCAUCUUUGUGAGUUCCCUAUUGCCAUCUCUCCUGAUGCCCAUGACACCUGAUAACCUCAGGUCCUGACGUGGCCAUCUGCUGCUCUGCUCGGCCUGAGAGCCCUGGCCCUGUGCUUUCCAACACCUUCACAUCAGGUCUUUGAAGACCUUUGUGGGCACCAGGUUCCACCCCACAUCAUACCA
Loxodonta africana (African savanna elephant) is the source of this 10715-nucleotide messenger RNA. Its product is annotated as 10 kDa heat shock protein, mitochondrial. The transcript has 8 exons. Gene Ontology annotation, molecular function: metal ion binding; ATP binding; protein-folding chaperone binding. The coding region runs from base 72 to 749 and encodes 225 amino acids. Gene Ontology annotation, cellular component: mitochondrial matrix; cytoplasm. The record is from RefSeq and is a predicted model, not a curated record. Lineage: Eukaryota; Metazoa; Chordata; Mammalia; Proboscidea; Elephantidae.